Molecule: messenger RNA, 2232 nt
Organism: Chaetura pelagica (chimney swift)
Lineage: Eukaryota; Metazoa; Chordata; Aves; Apodiformes; Apodidae
Gene: HMMR
Product: hyaluronan-mediated motility receptor (RHAMM)
Exons: 18
Coding region: 1-2232 (743 amino acids)
Cellular component (GO): membrane
Molecular function (GO): hyaluronic acid binding
Source: RefSeq, a predicted model, not a curated record
AUGGCCUUCGCCAGGGCCCCGCUGCGCCGCUUCAACGAGCCCGCGGUAUAUACUCCCCUGCGAGCAUCCUGUGAUGUUAAAACUUCAGAUGCACUGAAAAGUUCUGUGUCCUCUGCAACACGUCGGCGGGUUAGGAAACAUAACAGUGAGACAAGUCUCAGCAGUGAGAAGACUGCACCUACUCCUGUGGCUGGAAGGAGACUGGCAUCUCUCGGAUCAACACCAGCUAAUGGGUAUCUGAAGCCUAAAAAAGAUAUUAUCCUUAUGAAAGAGAAAAAGAAACAGAAGGCACUGGAAAAGGAGAUUCGUGCAUUAGUGCAAGAGCGUGGAGAGCAGGAUAAAAAGCUUCAAGCUUUGGAUGAGGACCUUGUGAAGACAGAAGCAAAGCUGAAUGCUGCAGUUCAGGAAAAAACCUCUCUCUUGGCAAAUGUUGCUUGCCUAAAAAAACAGCUUCUGGAACUAACAAGAACCAAUGAAUUACUCAAGUCAAAGCUGUCUGAAGAUGGUGUGCAGAAGAAAAUGAGCAGCCUGUGCAUGGAGUUAAUGAAGCUCAGAAACAAGAGGGAUGCUAGAGAAAAGACUGCACUUGCAAAGCAGGAAAACAUGGAAAUGAAGCUGCAGGAAGUACAAAGGAAUCUAGAGCAUUCAAAAGGAAAAGUUGCACAAUUAGAAGAAAAACUAUCUGCUUCUGAGAGAGAGAAAGUUGAAGAAAAGUCUGACACCGAAAAACUCCUGGAAUAUAUCACAGAGCUCAGCACUGUUGCAGAUACAGUUGAGAAAUACAAACUAGAUGUUGCCCAGAUGGAGGAGACACUCAGAAAGAAAGACCAAGAUAUCAGGAUCCUGACUGAGAAGCUCAAAACAAAAGAGGAAGAAUCACUUCAACUGAUACAAGAACUUAAUGAAAAGUGUCAAUUGCUUGAACAAGAAAAAGAGAAAGAAUUGUCUGAGAGCAGAGGAAAAUUCCUGAGUAUGAAUGCUGAAUUAGAUGACCUGAAAAAAAGAAUUAGCUUGGAAGAACAAAAGCACCAAACACUACUUCAGAAACAUGAAGAGAUGGUGUCUCAGCUGCAGCAAGAGAAGGAGUCAUCUGCAUCCAUGAACCAGAAGUUACAAGAGUUUCAAGAUGAGGUGACACGUGAGAGACACUUUCUUGAAGAAGAGCUGAAUGAUACAAUGAAUGAGCUGAAUCAAUUACAUGCUAAGGAGAAGAAAGCUGAGAAGCUGGUGAAGCGAUUGGAACAAGAAAUCAAAUCUCAAGCUCUUGAACUUCAACAGAUGGAAGAAGAGCUGAAAGGGAAGAAUGCAGAGUUGGAGCAAAUCAAGGAAAUGCACAGUAAUGCUGUUUUGCAAAUCCAAGAACAGCACAGCAAUACAUUGUGUAAACUGGGAGAGACUGUUGCUGAGUUUGAAAGGUACAAAAAGACCAUAUCUGAAGAAAUACACAGUCUUAAACUGGAGAAGACCUCUCUGCAAGAAGAAGUUGCCAACCUAAAAAAAACAGGCGAAGAUAAUCUAAAGCUGCUUCAGGAAGCGGAACACACGAAAAAUAAGGCAAAAGAAGAAUGUGCAAGGAUGCUUCUAGAACUCCAGACAAAGCUUGCACUAAAAGAAGCAGAAAUAGAGAGAACAAAAGAGUCUUAUUUUGCUCAAGUGACUAAACUUCAGGAAGAACUUGAAGAGCAAACUGAACAUCUGAAAAGAGAACUCAAAGUGGAAAGAUCAAGGAAAACCAUAGAUGAAGAUGUCACCUCCAGCUUGAAAGAAGAGAUAAAGACCUGGCGUAAUCUAUAUGAAGAUUUGCAUAAUAAAGCUAAACCUUUUCAGCAACAACUAGAUGCAUUUGAAGCCGAGAAAAAUGCACUUUUAAAUGAGCAUGGUGCAGCCCAAGAGGAACUGAAUAAACUGAGUGAUGCAUAUGCUAAACUACUUGGCCACCAGAACCAGAAGCAAAAAAUCAAGCAUGUAAUGAAGUUGAAGGAAGAGAAUACACACCUGAAGCAGGAUGUCUCCAAACUGCGUGCACUGCUAGCAAAAGAGAAGGCAAGCAGCAGAGACCUUCAGGAGCAGCUAUAUUCCAUUCAGGGCAUUAGGCGUUUUGAUCCUACCAAAGCUUUCCAGCAUGAUAGCAAGGAAAAUAUUCCUCCAAAAACUCCUUUAAAAGAAGACUUGAAUUUUGGCAAGGUGGAGAUGGGUUUAACGGCAUCUAAAAUGAAUAUUUUAGCAAAAUAA